AUGGUGCCCUUCUGGGUCCUCUUAUACGCCGUCCUACCAAGAAGCUUCCGCCCUCGCCGUUCUUGGUCCAUAAAGCAGAUUGUCGCCGUCAACUUUACCCGACGCAUAUACAAGGUCACCGAGCGCGCCGGCGUCACCUGGGGCACGCGCGACCCGGAGGAGGCGUGUGAUAACCGUGCGCUCAAGGAGACUCGGUUCGAGUGGGUGGACCCGCUGCCGGAGCGUUUGCGCACUGGCAUUGUGGCGGACGGACAGGUGCCGUUCAAGCGGGUAGGCGUGUUCGUUUGGCCAAAGGAUGGAUCUGAAGGCAGCAUACAGCGCAAGGAGUCUGGCAUUGCGCUAACGUCUCCAUCCGAUGUAGAGGCGCGCGCCGGUAACGAACCCCUUAUCGGCAUUUUCCUGCACGGCGGGGGCUACUGCCACAUGUCAGCGCACGAGAGCUCGUCGACGUCCAAGAUACCCCGUCAGCUAAUCAAGGACAAAGCCUUCGAUCAGAUAUACGCCGUGGAGUAUCGCCUCCUGCAACACGCACCAUUCCCCGCAGCCGUGCAAGACGCAGCGGCAGUGUAUGCGCACAUUGUUCGCCAGCAUCAGCGCCCGCCGACGAAUUGCAAGGUCGUUCUGAUAGGCGACAGCGCGGGCGGGAACUUGGUGCUCGCGCUAGCGCGGUGGAUCAGAGACGAGGGCGUGCUGCCCCCUCCGGAUGGGCUUCUUCUGCUCUCUCCGUCCUGUGAUCCAUCACAUGCUUUCCCAGAAUCGCCUUCGUCUUAUAUCCCGCGACCGCACGGGAGCACAGACUACCUCGUCGACACGCCCGAGCCUCGGGCGCUGCUCCAGCGGACAUUCCUCGGGCAUAAUCCACUCGAGACGAUGCACAGCCCAUACGUCAGCCCGGCGUCGAUGCGCGUGCUGCGUGCAUACUAUGGCGAUGCGUUCGCACAUAGCGUGCAGGACCUGACGAUCGAGCAGAUGGACACGGCAGCGCGGAAGCGCCUGCGGGAGAUGACAUCGGUGCCCGGGACGCCCGCCAAUCAGCCCGAGACACCAUUCGAGCCGUCUACGAAUGGCGAGGUGAACGGACUGAAGCCGAGCCCCACGAGCCUGGCGCUGCCGCAGAUAUCGUCGCCACGGGGACUGAGUCUGUUCAGCGAGUUCCCGCGUGCGUGCAUCGUGCUGGGGGACGCAGAGCGGCUAGAGAGGGAGGUGAUGAAGCUGGUUAGCGGGAUGGAGCGCGAUGGGGUGGAUGUGCGGACAAUUUGGGUAGAGGACGGUGUGCACGACGUGCUGAUGAUGGGGUGGUGGGAUGAGCAGGUGCGGGCGAAGGUGUGGGGUGAGGUCGAGGAUUGGCUGGGUGAGAAUUUGAGGCCUUGA
Postia placenta MAD-698-R-SB12 is the source of this 1371-nucleotide messenger RNA. RefSeq lists its product as hypothetical. The coding region runs from base 1 to 1371 and encodes 456 amino acids. The transcript is spliced from 6 exons. The record is from RefSeq and is a predicted model, not a curated record. NCBI's taxonomy places the organism in Eukaryota, Fungi, Basidiomycota, Agaricomycetes, Polyporales, Adustoporiaceae. Gene Ontology annotation, molecular function: hydrolase activity.